GUAAUUAAAACGGCUUGGUUAGUGGGUGGACGUGUGUGGGGUGGACAAUUCUUUUCUGAUUUUAAUAUUUUUCGUGUCUUAAUGUCUUAGGUAUUUGUUAUUUGAUAGGUGUCUUGUUGGGUUUUUUUUGUCUUCAGUGCGUGAGACUUCAGUAGUUGGAAUCUCAAGGACAUAAAGAAUAAAGCGUCCAUCUCGGUGGAAAUAAAGUGUGUUGUCGUUGUCGCGGAUCCUCAUCAUAUUCAGCCUCAUCUCCCUCCACCUCCUGCUCGUAAUCGUCAUCACCAUCCUCCGGCCUCCUGAGAAGCAAAGCUGGGAGCUGGAGUUUGCAGCAGAGAGUACGCAGCAUGGCGGUAAACCUGGACAAGGAAGCUUACUACCGCCGCAUCAAGAGAUUUUACAGCAACUGGAAGGUAAAAUCAUAUGUGAAAGGAGAGGAUGAGUUCGGAAAAGUCGACGCUAUCGUGGUGUCUGUUGGAGUGGACGAGGAGAUUGUCUACGCCAAGUCCACAGCCAUACAGACAUGGCUGUUUGGCUAUGAGCUGACGGACACCAUCAUGGUGUUCUGUGACACCAAAAUCAUUUUCCUGGCCAGCAAGAAGAAGGUGGAUUUCCUUAAACAGGUGGCAAUCACCAAGGGGAAUGAGAACGCUAAUGGUGCUCCGCCCAUCACCCUACUCACCAGAGAAAAGAACGAAAGCAACAAGGCCAACUUUGAUAAGAUGAUCGAGGCCAUAAAAGGGAGCAAAGAGGGAAAGACAGUUGGAGUUUUCAGCAAAGAUAAAUUUCCUGGAGAGUACAUGAAGAGCUGGAACGACACGAUCAACGCAGAGGGACUGGAAAAGGUGGACAUUAGUGCAGUGGUGGCAUACACAAUGGCAGUGAAAGAAGACGGCGAGCUGAAUCUGAUGAAGAAAGCGGCUGCCAUCACCAGUGAGGUUUACUCUAAGUUCUUCAAGGAGCGGGUCAUGGAGAUUGUGGAUGCAGAUGAGAAAGUGCGUCAUAGUAAACUGGCUGAGUCGGUGGAAAAAGCCAUCGAAGAGAAGAAAUAUCUAGGUGGCGCCGAUCCUUCCACAGUUGAGAUGUGUUAUCCUCCCAUCAUCCAAAGUGGAGGCAACUACAGUCUCAAGUUCAGCGUCGUCAGUGAUAAGAACCACAUGCACUUUGGUGCCAUCACCUGUGCCAUGGGCAUCCGCUACAAGUCCUACUGCUCCAAUUUGGUGCGAACCCUCAUGGUGGACCCCCCUCAGGAAAUGCAGGACAACUACAACUUCCUGCUGCAGGUGGAGGAGGAGUUGCUGAAGGAGCUCAAACAUGGUGUAAAAAUCUGUGACGCCUACAAUGCUGUCCUGGAGUUUGUGAAGAAAGAGAAGGCAGACCUGGUGCCAAAGCUGACCAAAAACCUUGGCUUUGCAAUGGGGAUCGAGUUCAGAGAGGGCUCUUUAGUUCUGAAUGUAAAAAACCAGUACAAGCUGAAAAAAGGCAUGGUGCUGAGCAUCAGUUUGGGAUUCGCCGACCUCGAGAAUAAAGAGGGCAAAAAGGACGAGCAGAAGAAAUAUGCCUUAUUUAUUGGUGACACAAUACAGAUCAACGAGGAAGAAGCUGCGACCGUUCUUACACCAGUCAAGAAGAAGAUAAAAAAUGUGGGAAUCUUCUUAAAGAAUGAUGAUGAGGAGGAUGAGGAGGAAGAUGGCGACGAUGCAGAGGAGCUGUUGGGAAAAGGAGCGAGGAGCGCUGCACUGCUCGCAGACAGAACUAGGAAUGAAAUGACAGCAGAGGAGAAGAGGCGGGCCCACCAGAAAGAGCUUGCCAAUCAUCUGAACGAAGAAGCCAAGAGGCGUCUUACUGAGCAGAAGGGGGAGCAGCACACUCAGAAGGUCAAAAAGUCAAAUGUUUCCUACAAAAAUGUGUCUCAGAUGCCCCGGGAAAAAGAAAUCAGAGAAAUGAAAAUCUUCAUUGACAAGAAGUACGAGACAGUCAUCAUGCCCGUUUUUGGUAUUGCAACGCCGUUUCACAUCGCGACCAUUAAGAACAUCAGUAUGUCAGUAGAGGGCGACUACACCUACCUGAGAAUCAACUUCUACGUUCCCGGCAGCUCCCUGGGACGACAGGAAGGAAAUAUUUUCCCCAACCCUGACGCCACAUUUGUCAAAGAAAUCACAUACCGAGCGUCCAACCUGAAAGCCCCGGGGGACAUCUCUGUUCCAUCCACCAACCUGCAGAACGCAUUCCGAAUCAUCAAGGAGGUGCAGAAACGGUACAAGACACGGGAGGCCGAGGAGAAGGAGAAGGAGGGCAUCGUCAAGCAGGACUCGCUGGUCAUUAACCUCAACCGCAGCAACCCCAAACUCAAAGACCUCUACAUCAGACCCAACAUCGCUCAGAAAAGGAUGCAGGGCUCGCUGGAGGCACACACCAAUGGUUUCCGUUUCACAUCAGUCCGUGGCGACAAAGUGGACAUUCUUUACAACAACAUCAAGCACGCCAUCUUCCAGCCAUGUGACGGCGAGAUGAUCAUUGUUCUGCACUUCCACCUCAAGAACGCCAUCAUGUUUGGCAAGAGGCGCCAUACAGAUGUCCAGUUCUACACGGAGGUGGGCGAGAUCACCACAGAUCUGGGCAAACACCAACACAUGCACGACAGAGACGACCUCUACGCCGAACAGAUGGAGCGUGAAAUGAGGCACAAGCUAAAGUCGGCCUUCAAGAACUUCAUCGAGAAGGUGGAGACGCUGACAAAAGAGGAGCUGGAGUUCGAGGUUCCCUUCAGAGACCUGGGGUUCCAGGGUGCCCCCUAUAGGAGCACCUGUCUACUACAGCCUACGUCCAGUUCUCUAGUGAAUGUCACUGAAUGGCCGCCAUUUGUUGUCACCCUGGAUGAGGUAGAGCUGGUCCACUUUGAGCGUGUUCAGUUCCACCUAAAGAACUUUGACGUGGUCAUCAUCUACAAGGACUACAACAAGAAGGUCACCAUGAUAAACGCUGUCCCUGUCAACUCACUGGACCCCAUCAAGGAGUGGCUCAAUUCAUGUGACAUCAAGUACACAGAGGGAGUCCAGUCUCUGAACUGGACCAAGAUCAUGAAGACCAUUGUGGACGACCCAGAGGGUUUCUUUGAGCAGGGCGGCUGGUCUUUCUUGGACCCAGACAGCGAGGGAAGCGGCCCAGAGAUGGACUCGGAGUCAGAGAUGGAGGACGAGACGUUCAACCCGUCUGCAGAUGAGGAGGAAGAGGAGGAAGAAGAAGACAGCGAUGAAGAUUACAGCUCGGAGACAGAAGACUCUGAUUACAGUGCAUCACUGGGCAGUGAAGAAGAGAGUGGCAAAGACUGGGACGAGUUGGAGGAAGAAGCCCGCAAAGCUGACAAAGAGAGUCAUUAUGAGGAUGAGGACACCUCCAACAGGAAGAGGAAAGUCCGGUCAUCAGCACCGCCCAGCAAGAAAAAGAGGCGGUCCUAAACAAACUAUACACACACAUAUACACACACACACACACUGCCAAAACCCUAAUUGCCCUGACUGGCUCUCUCUCCCUCUCUUCCUCUUUUCAUUUCUCUCUCACACACCCUCUCUCUCUCUCUCUCUCUCUCUCUCUUCCUUCCUUCCUCUCCCUUCCUUCCUUCCUUCCUCUCCCCCUCUCUUUCUCUUUUCCCUUCUCUCUCACAUACAUGACAUGUACAUAGUUUGUAGAACCUCUUUUUUUGUGUUGGUAAGUGAAGUGUUGACAUUGAUGUGGUCGAAAAGGAACCAGCAACACAUACAUACACAUUAUUUUUGUUUUUCUCUAAUUUCCUCAUUCUAAUUGUUGUGUCCUCUUCUAUCGCUUAUCAGGGUUUCAUGUUUGUGUGUGUGUGUGUGUGUGUGUUUGAUGGGUU
Molecule: messenger RNA, 3871 nt
Organism: Cynoglossus semilaevis (tongue sole)
Lineage: Eukaryota; Metazoa; Chordata; Actinopteri; Pleuronectiformes; Cynoglossidae
Gene: supt16h
Product: SPT16 homolog, facilitates chromatin remodeling subunit
Exons: 24
Coding region: 345-3455 (1036 amino acids)
Biological process (GO): transcription elongation by RNA polymerase II
Cellular component (GO): FACT complex
Molecular function (GO): nucleosome binding
Source: RefSeq, a predicted model, not a curated record